This is a messenger RNA of Porites lobata, 5038 nucleotides long. The record is from the annotation of a GenBank genome assembly. NCBI's taxonomy places the organism in Eukaryota, Metazoa, Cnidaria, Anthozoa, Scleractinia, Poritidae.
AUGUUGACUGGAUGCACAACCCAUCAGAUUGCUGAGAUAAUCAUGCAAUGCCGACCUUUAAGAAAUGUAGUUAAGUGUUUGUUCUUAAAAAGGAGAGAAUCUGUCAAGUGGCAAGGAUGAGUCCUUAAAGAACAGUUAAUAAUGAAACUUAUUUUCUUCCUUUUUAAUAUUUCAAUCUAGGUCCAUACAAUUAUGCAUAGAACUUCAUAAGCUGUCUAAAAGAAGUUCAAUUAAAACGCUUUGUUCUUCAUUUUUUAAAUUAACAGUCACUAUAAGAAGGCAUGUGUCAGCUGGAUGUGUACCCAGGUUAUUCUUUGAUAAUCUGGACUUCAAGGUAUUGGUUAACAUCAUACUGCAGAAUCACCGCCACUCAGAUAUGCAUUGGAUUGCUCAUUAUGUAACAUUCGACAGAGUACCCUCUGAUCACCUUGAUGAUUCCAAACCUAUAUCUGAUGGCACACGAUUUGAGAAUAUUGAGUACCUUCUGUGUCAAAGUGAACUUGAGAAGUUGCGAAGUGAUUUCAUCGUCUUAGUGGCCCGUAUUCUUGCUGAAUUCUUUGAAUUCAUGGAGCCUCUCAAAUCUGCCAUACCAAAGCAUAUCCAACACAGGUAGGAUAACUAUAAAUUAAUUAUGAUAUGCUAUACAUGUAUUUAGUUUAAAACAAGCCAAACAAGCCCAAAAAGGUUAUACAAUCCCACACUGGUCUGCUGUCUUACUCUUGGCCAUAGACAUCUUUGAUUUCCCUUUGUUCCUCAAGCAUAAAAAGGAAAUGGUCAAGACAAUGCCUUGCAGUUUUAAUAUAUAUAGAUUUAGCCAGGGGUAAAAGCGAAGCUCUAGUUAAUAAUAAUACUUGACGUAAACAAAAAAAAAUUAAAUCAUGUAAUGCUAAAUGGGGAGGGCAAUGAAAAUGGCAUCAAGAUCAAUAGAUCUAAUUAGCAAAGAAACAAAUUGCAUGUGCAGCACACUUUUUUUCUAAUUAGCAAAAACACAAAUUUGCACAUGCAGCACACAUUAGAGAGAUUAAGAUUCACGUUUACCGCAACCUGCAAACGUUAGACUCGAGUUGAGAAUUUCUCAGAAUAGAAAAUAACAGAUAAAAACAGUCCCGAACGAUUCCUAUGGUUAAAACUGGCAUAAAACUACUUAUUUUUGCGUGGAAGCAACAAAGAGUAAACGGAAAAUAAGGGGGAAACUUGGUCACUUGGUACAAAUUUACGUCUACCGUUUGGCGUAAACGUGAAUCUUAAUCUCUCUAUUUUGGCUUUCUUUGCCAUUGUUUUGCACAACUACAAUGCUGUUUUGUAGGACUAAAACGUCAAACUUCCUAGUUACACAUUAUUUUAUGGAGAAAUUGUCAUAUAAUAUGUGCUUACCCAAUAUUUUGUCUCCUGUGUUCAUGCAUGAUUGCUUUUAUUUUUCACUGCCACUCAUUUUCACCUUGCUGGCUGCUAGCAUUUCUCAUUCUCACAACCACUUUGAAUUUUCAUGUUUUCCUUCCUACAAAAUUUGUCUCUUUUGUUUUCAAUCACUCACUGUAGCUCUUUCUCUGUUAUCCACAUGAGUGUAAACAUCAAAAAUAACGUCGAAAAAGACACCACUUUUUGUUGUUGUUUUUUCUUUCUAAAAGUCCGGGCAGUCAUGCGAUUCUUUCCAAAUAAAACCUUGAGUUACAUUUGGGUUGCCAUACCUGUUGAUUGAAUUAUUUUAAAUUGACAUGCCUGUGGUGCGGACGGAUGGUUGGUCGGUCAGUCGGUGUACGGUCAUGUUUUUUUGAAUGGGUAGUUUACCAGAUUUUUUUACCCAUGGUGUUCCGCUGCGCGCGCUUCACGCAUGCGAGAGCUCCAAUAUCAAGUUUCUUGGUACAUAGACUAUACUUAAUUAAUUUGCUCCUUUAAUGAUGGUAUACAAGAGUUUGUCAUUUGCUAGGUGUGGUCUAUUUGUUAUGUAUUUGAGAUAAGAUAAUGAUAUUUAACUUAAAUUAAAAGAGCUUUGGUAUAUUGUGUUCAGGUACUCUGAAUUCAUGAACAAAAAGUCUGUCAUUAUUGGACUACCAGUGGUACCUUACAAUCAAUCCAAGCAUGCAGAUGUUUGCCAAUAUCUUGAAUAUGUUCAAAAGCUACUGGUUGAUAUCUACAAGCCACAGGUAAUUAAUCAUUAUUUAUUAAUUUUUUCAAAGUCAAAUCAUAAAUUACAGGAUACAAGAUGGAAAAUCAUCAAAUGUCACCACAAGGACUUCAAUGCUGGGUCAUAUAUCAUUAAAAUUCAAACAUAUGCCUUUCAUUCCCUGAUCAAGCUAUUAAAAUAUAGUCGCUGAGUAUUGAAAGAGCAUAACAAUUUCACUUGUCUUUGAACAUUUGAACCUGAUGUACCAAAUAGUUUUGGAGAAAAACUUGAAAUUUUGCAAGGAAUGUAUGAGCUCAUAGUGUUUUGCCACCCAGAAAUUUUGCAGUUUUUGAUGGCUAUUUCCUUUGUUACGUAUGAUUGCAAAGAGCUGAAAAUUGCACAAACUGCUCAGAAUAUCUAGCUCUUUCAACUUUUGAACCAAGCUUUUACAUACACUGACAUUUUCUAUGGGUAAACUCUCAUGCUAAUGAGCAAAAAUGCAAAUAAUGAUGUCAGCAAAGAUUCGCGAAUUGUUCUUAACAGAACCAAGACAUGCCAGUUAAUGCAGAUGAAGUGCUCAAGAAUGUUAAAGUGCCACUGGGAGGAGACCUCCUUGGACGAGAAAGAAUUACUGGAGCCAAAAAGACUAGACUUGGGUGUGACAGUGCAGCCGAGAGAUUUGAAAGUAUUGUUGAGACACCUGCACUUUGGCAUGCAAAACAAUCCUUUCUAGGGGUUAGUUUUUUAAUUAUUACAUAAUCUGAUUAUUCUUUAUUUUAACCAUUGUCUUUUGCUUUUUUUUUUCUGGUUUUGCCUAUGUUUGGUAAAAAGAUACUUAACUUAAUGACUAAGUAACUUUAUUCCCAAUCAAAAAUGAAAAUAGCAGGAUGGGUCCAAGGGACAGCUAUUCAAAAUAUUUAAAAAAUAUUUCUUUAUCUUCAAUUAUCUGCUCAGAAUGCAUGCAGGUGGUACUCUUUCAAGAUUUAAAUAAUUUGCUUUUAACACAAUCUCAUUUCCAGAGGCCAAGGCAGCACUUUUUCCUUAGUUAUAUGUCGAAUCUGAGCAUUAGCGUGGUAGAGGUUUGAACUCACAACCUCCCACUUGACAAGCUGGCAGUCUUCCAGCUGUGCAAGGUCCAAGGUUUUCCAUGUCCAAAAUUGAAUUGUCAUUAAGGUCAAAAAACAUUUUCACCCUAAAUUAAAAUUUCUAUAAUUUAAAAACUAAAGAAAUUCAACAUGCAGUCUAGGUUGAAAGCAACCUGAAUUUCCUUUCAACUAUAUAAACAACAGAUAUUAGUCAGACAGAGUUCACAUAUAAAUCAAGUAGACAAUUAAUAAACAUUGCUUAUUCUUUUUAUAGUAUAUCUGGGAGCAACUUUACAAGCCAACUCCUGCAAGUGGUAGAAGAGACAUUGGCACCUUGUAUUACUUUAGGCAAAAUUUUGGACUUGUUAAUGUGCCACCAAGGGUUCAAGACAACUACUCAAGUUGUGAGUCACUGAUGUUGUCAGCAACAAAGGCUUACAUUUGUGCAGCAUUCAUGGCAUGGGCAGGGACAACAGACACUGCUACCUCUCCAUCAUGGGUAAGCUCUAUUGCAAAGGAGAGAAAUUCAGCAGUCCAGUGGGAAAGCCUGCAAAUUCAAAUUGGCAAGUUUGUUGAUGAGUACGUGUUGACAGAGUUUGAUAUUGAAAGAGCCUGGCGGGAGCAGCUAGAACAACAAUGCCAACAGAAAGAAAACCAAAGGAGAUCUGCUGGCAAUGAUGAUGAGAUGACUGCAAUUUCAUCCCUUGCUCAGCAACCAUACUCUUCUGGUAUGUCUAUAAACAAUACUUUAACAUACAGUACAAUGCUGUGUGUGUGAAAAUGAAGUAUUAAACUACAUUAUUUCUAUUAAAAUUUUCAAAUAUUGGUAUAAGGCACCAGGGUGCAAAGAAAGUCAGUUUUGUGGUUUGCCAUUCAGGCAAGCUGUAGUUAAAUAGAACAUGUACUUGCCCAAGAGUCAUUUUUAAUAUAACUAUAGCCCAAAAAUAUAUUUUGAUGAGCAGGAUCGAUCGACUGAUAACAGUUCUGUAAUUUGAAUUCUCCUAAAAAUUUCACUUGCCCAUCAGGCAAGUUAAGAAAAGAAUUCACUUGCCCGAUAGCAAAAUCCACGAGCCAUGGGCUAUCAAAAGCGACUUUCUUUGCACGUUGGGCACCCCUAGUUAUUAUUAAGCUCUGUUAGUAAGAAUAAUAAUUACGACUAUUUUUCUGUCUUUAUAAAAUACAGCUCUGAUCUUGUAAAUGGACAGCUCACCUCAAAAUCUACUUCACUGGACUGGAUUAGUCAAGCGAAAAUAGUGUUUUGCAAUGUUAUUUAUAAGUCAAGUAAAAUUCAUAUUUUUAUGGUCAUUAUUCCGCAGGUUCUGUUGUCAUUUUGCUGCAAAAAUCUGAAGAUUACAAAGUUCUAGCAGUUGGAAAAGUUGUUGAAGUUGAUGCCCAUAUUUCUGUGCCAGAGAAGCAUGUUCCUGUCUUUGUAGCAUCCAUUGAGGAAUGUGCCUCUGCUAUACUUGCACCUGGCAAUGUUGUGUUUUGGCCCACAGAUCUGCUUGCAGUGUACAGGUCUCCAACAAUGGGAACUGUAGAAACAUCACAAACAUCCAAUAGUAACCUCAACAGUAACAUUUCUGACAUCCCUCCUGGCAGUGAGGAAGAUCGCUAUCUCAAUUAUGGGUUGCAGGUAAUUCAACUGGGAAUGAUGCUCAUGCAGCUUAAUGAUACAGAGGGUGAGGGAGAUGGAGAGCGCAGCCUAAUUAACUGGAAGAUGCUUCUGUUGUAUUUUAGAAGUAGGCCAAGAGGGAAAAAAUAUGCCUUUGAGGCAAUGCGAUUCAUAACUUGUGUCAAGGGUUUUAUACAGAGAAGAUUGCCCAUAGAGUGUUACAUGGCCAGUUUGUAA